AUUUAUUAUGUCUCCAUCUGUUGCUACAAUUCCUACAACCAUGUCAGGUUAUGACAACGAAGGCACUGCCACUGAAUACUCUAAGCGUAAAGCCCUUGGUCUCACCGGUCUAUUACCUUCUCGUGUUGAAACAUUGGACAUCCAAAGACGUCGUGCUCUUCAACAAGUGCGAUCAAAAUCGACUCCUCUAGAAAAAUACAUAUUUUUGGCCCAGUUGCGAUCAUCCAAUACUCGACUAUUCUAUAAAUUGAUUAUGGACGACUUACAAGAAUUUGCCCCCAUUAUCUAUACGCCUACAGUAGGUACUGCAUGCAUUGAGUAUUCCAAUAUCUAUCCUUUCCUUGCUGCUCCUGGUAUGCCUGACGGUCUGUACAUUGACUCGACGGAUCUGAAUAACCUAAAGGAAGUCAUUCUUAAUUACCAGCCUGUACCUAACUUUGAUCCUGAAAUCGCAGUCAUCACAGACGGCUCACGUAUUCUUGGUCUAGGCGAUCUUGGCUCAAACGGUAUUGGUAUCAGUAUCGGCAAGCUUCAGUUGUACGUUGCUGGUGCUGGCAUUGAUCCUCGUCGUACACUGCCUAUUGUACUAGACUUGGGCACCAAUAACGAGAAAUUGCGCAACGACGAAUUUUAUUUGGGCCUUCGUAAAUCACGUCCUAGUGAUGAUGAAUUUUAUAGCAUUGUAGAUACUGUACUUGAAACCCUUCAUUCCGUAUACCCUCAAUUACUCAUUCAAUUUGAAGAUUGGUCUAGUGAGCAUGCGUUUGGUCUAUUAGAGAAAUACCAACACAAACUACUCUGUUUCAAUGACGACAUUCAAGGUACAGGUGCUGUCAUCCUUUCAGGUGUUAUCAAUGCCAUACGUCGAGUACAGCAAGAAUCUCAUGUGGAUCCUCGUGACCAUCGCAUCGUCUUUUACGGUGCAGGUUCAGCAGCCAUCGGUGUUGCUCGUCAGAUCCAGACAUACUUUGAAGCCGAACUUGGAAUGACAGAAGAAGAAGCAAGAAAAGUGUUUUGGAUUGUAGAUUCCAAAGGCCUUGUCACACUAGAUCGAGGUGAUCGACUUGCCCAACACAAGGUAUAUUAUGCACGACAAGACAAUGACGGUCAGCAAUUCAAGGAUUUGAUGGAUAUUAUAAACCAUGUCAAACCCACAGCUCUCAUCGGUCUUUCUUCCAUUCCAGGCGCCUUCCACAAACAAGCGUUGGCACGAUUAGCCGAACUAAAUGAGCAACCGAUUGUCUUUCCAUUAUCGAAUCCAGCAACGCAAGCCGAAUGUACAUUUGCAGAGGCAAUGGAAGCUACUGAAAAUCGAGUGAUCUUUGCUUCUGGUACUGCAUUUCCUAGUUACACGAUCCCAUCCACAGGCCAAGUCUGUAUUCCUGGCCAAGGAAACAACAUGUAUAUAUUCCCUGGCUUAGGGCUUGGCGCCGUAUUGGCACAACCAAAGCAUAUCUCUGAUAAAAUGAUCUAUGCUGCUUCUAAGGCACUUGCUGAUUCAUUAACUUCUGAAGAAAUUCAUCAAAAGUGGCUUUACCCGUCACUUGUCCGUAUCCGCGAAGUAUCGAAUGCAGUUGCAACUGCAGUCAUUGAAGAAUCCAUACAUGAAGGUCUCUCAGAGAAUGAAACACUCAAGGAUCUCACACAUGAAGAAUUAGUAGACUAUGUAUCCAAUAACAUGUGGUCUCCAGUCAAUGAAACGUAUGGUAUCGUUGACGCGUCUAUUUAAAUAAAAUAAAAAUGCUUUAUUUACACAAGAAAUAAUAGCAAUGGGUUUCAAGUGAUUUUCUAUCAUGUGAAUCAUGUGUGUGUGUUUGCCUGCUUAUCUCUUUAAGAAAAAAAAUGACAAAUGUCUCGCUUUUAAAAAGA
Rhizopus microsporus ATCC 52813 is the source of this 1869-nucleotide messenger RNA. RefSeq names its product malic enzyme. Lineage: Eukaryota; Fungi; Mucoromycota; Mucoromycetes; Mucorales; Rhizopodaceae. The record is from RefSeq and is a predicted model, not a curated record. Bases 8 to 1729 code for a protein of 573 amino acids. Gene Ontology annotation, biological process: malate metabolic process; pyruvate metabolic process. The transcript is spliced from 5 exons. Gene Ontology annotation, cellular component: mitochondrion. Gene Ontology annotation, molecular function: malate dehydrogenase (decarboxylating) (NAD+) activity; NAD binding.